Messenger RNA from Amphibalanus amphitrite, 3108 nucleotides. Its product is annotated as beta-galactosidase-1-like protein 2. Lineage: Eukaryota; Metazoa; Arthropoda; Thecostraca; Balanomorpha; Balanidae. Gene Ontology annotation, molecular function: beta-galactosidase activity; D-aminoacyl-tRNA deacylase activity. The coding region runs from base 147 to 2639 and encodes 830 amino acids. The transcript is spliced from 18 exons. The record is from RefSeq and is a predicted model, not a curated record. Gene Ontology annotation, cellular component: cytoplasm; vacuole. Gene Ontology annotation, biological process: carbohydrate metabolic process.
ACAAGUGUAAAUAUAUCAAACAUUCAUUGGCUAGAUAUAUAGUAGAUAUACACAAGCUAAAGUGAAACACGUAUUUUCUACAUAUUAUCGCAUUCAGAUAUAAUAUUUUUAGCAAGGAAAAGAAGGCACCAUAUUUCUUAGCGACCAUGAAGGUAGUAGUCCAGAGGGUUGCCCAUGCAAGCGUUUCAGUUGAUGGGAAGCUGAUCAGUGAAAUUGGCAAGGGAAUAUGUGUCCUAGUUGGACUAUCCAAGCAUGAUACAACAAAAGAUGUUGAAUAUAUGAGCCGGAAGCUGCUGAGUCUGCGCGUGUUCGAGGACGCCGAGGGGCGGCGGUGGGCGCGCGGCGUGCGGGACGCCGGCCUCGAGCUGCUCUGCGUCAGCCAGUUCACACUCUACUGCCAGCUGAAGGGCAACAAGCCCGACUACCGGCACGCGAUGGGCGGCGAGGAGGCGCGGCAGCUCUACCAGCAGCUGGUGGACCAGCUCCGAGCCGACUACAGCCAGCACAAGGUCAAAGAUGGUGUGUUCGCGGCUUACAUGCAGGUCUCGAUUCAGAACGACGGGCCCGUUACAAUCACGCUGGAGUCGCCAUCGUCUGGAGGCGCGGACAGCAAAGCCGGCGACACCGAGAGCUCCACGAUGGAGUCUGGCCGGCGGCGGGCCGACUCGGCGCCAGCCGAGGAUCUCACCUGGUACCAGUACUACGCUCCCGGCGGCCAGCCCGCCGAGGGACUCGUGGCACAGGGAGACUACUUCACACUCAACGGACAGCAGUUCCAGAUUUUCAGCGGCGCCGUGCACUAUUUCCGGAUCCACCCGGCGUACUGGCGCACCACGCUGCGCAAACUGCGAGCCGCCGGACUCAACACGGUCGAGACGUACGUCGCCUGGAACCUGCACGAGCCGCGAGUCGACGUGUACGACUUUGGAGACGGAGGGAACGACAUGUCCGACUUCCUCGACCUGCCAGGAUACCUGCGUAUCGCUCAGGAGGAGGAUCUUUUCGUCAUCCUGAGACCCGGGCCGUACAUAUGCUCAGAGUGGGACUUUGGCGGCCUGCCCAGUUAUCUUCUCCGCAAGUACAACAUUCAUGUGCGAUCUUCCGACGAGUACUAUAUGGAUCGGGAGAGGAAGUGGCUGGCAGAGCUGCUACCCCGCGUCGCCGGCCUUCAGUUCACCCGCGGGGGAUCUAUCAUCGCUGUGCAGGUGGAGAACGAAUACGGUGCCUUCGGUUACGGCGACUUUCCGCGUGACCUGAAGUACCUGGAGCACGUGAAGCAGCAGCUGGAGCUGAACGGUGUGGUGGAGCUGCUCUUCACCUCCGACUCGCCACGCUACUCGGCGGAUCUGGGAGCCCUGCCCGGCGUUCUGCAGACGGCCAACUUCCAGAAGGACCCGGAGCCGCAGCUGGAGGCCCUGAGACGGCUCCAGGCCGACCGUCCGCGGCUGGCGAUGGAGUUCUGGACGGGCUGGUUUGACCACUGGCUGGCCCCCUUCAAAGCCGGCCUCGCCUCGGACGAGUUUCGCGAUGUUCUGGAGACGAUCCUGCGCAGUGGCUGCUCGGUCAACAUGUACAUGUUCCAGGGUGGAACCAACUUCGGCUUUCUGGCCGGCGCCAACCAGGUCGACGUCAGCCCGUACCUGCUGACCGACGCCACUAGCUACGACUACGACGCGGUGCUGACCGAGGGUGGCCGGUACACGGAGAAGUACAACAUCACCAGGGAGCUGCUGGCCCAGUACUCGGUGGUCAAGUCGAUCCGGCCGGUGGCGCCGCCGGACGAGUUCGCCGUGGCCGCGUUCGAGCCGGUGCCGCUGACCGAGACCGUGCCGCUGGAGGGUGUGCGCGCCCAGCUGAUCGGUCAGCCGAGCGACACGCUGCUCAGCAUGGAGCAGCUGGACGUCAACGGCGGCUCUGGCCAGAGCUACGGCCUGGUCUGGUACCGGGCCACCAUCAGCACGGCCACCGACUCCCAGAUCACCAUCCGCGGACACGUCAGGGAUAUGGCUCUGGUGCUCGUCGACGGCCAGCUAUUGACGGAGAAACUACAGGGCAGCGUCACGCUGAACUCCUUCGGCUACUGGGUUACCAGGGACGCGUCCAUGACCCUGCCGUGUGCGGCCGGGGCGCACACGCUCGAUAUACUGGUGGAGAACAUGGGCAGGGUCAACUACGGAAAGCCACACGUCCUGAACGCCCAACGCAAAGGCCUGUACGAGGGCCCGGUGCUGAUUGAUGGCGUUGCAGUCACCGGCUGGGAAAUCUACCCCAUGGAGAUGAAGAAGGACUGGAUCAACAACCUGGAGGGCUGGACUCCACUGGAGGAGGGCAGCGCCGUCUCCGUCCCCACUAUGCUGAGGGGCACUCUGAGAGUGGACCAGCCGGCCGACACCUUCCUCGACAUGAGAAACUUCACCAAGGGGGUGGUGUUUGUGAACGGCUUCAACCUGGGCCGGUACCUGAGCGCCGGGCCCGUGUUCACGCUCUACCUGCCGGCGCCGCUGCUCAACGUCGGAGACAACACGUUGGUGGUAUUUGAAGAGUUUGCCGCCGCCGAUCUCGUGCUCCGAUUCUCGGCCAAACCCAUGGCGCUGGAGACGAGAACGGUCAGUCCCGAUUGGGCGCCCAUCAGCCCCUGAGCUGCCCGACACCGGCCCCAUCAGCCCCACAGUUAGCCCCGGCUGGGUGCCACUCAACCCCUGGGAGUGAAAGGUUCUGAUCGGGAGCUGUGAUCAGCUCAGGGGAAGCAGUCAGUCAUACCAGGGCACACCGAUCUGUCCCUGGGAGCAGCCAACUUCGACUUAGCACCCAACAGCGCCUGAGGCCUGAGAGCAGCGGUCGGACCGGACAAUACCAUGCACUUAAUACGACGCGUACAUACGAGAUCAGAUGUGUCUUAUAGAUAUCCAGCAUGCAUACGAUAGACAAUUAUAUGCUAUAUUUGUAGUGUGUUUCAACAUAGUUUUAUUUAGGGCAAUGUAUUCUAUUAUGAAAGCUGGCUGGACUUUCCAGAUCUGCCUACUUUGCUUACAAAAUGUUAUGCUAGUGUUAUUUCGAUGUAUUUGUCGGAUAUAGACGGGUCUAUGGCAUUCGUGAGCCGUUACAGCA